This is a messenger RNA of Daucus carota subsp. sativus, 2062 nucleotides long. RefSeq names its product probable anion transporter 3, chloroplastic. Lineage: Eukaryota; Viridiplantae; Streptophyta; Magnoliopsida; Apiales; Apiaceae. The record is from RefSeq and is a predicted model, not a curated record. Gene Ontology annotation, biological process: transmembrane transport. Gene Ontology annotation, molecular function: transmembrane transporter activity. The transcript has 8 exons. The coding region runs from base 203 to 1747 and encodes 514 amino acids.
GAAGUGUCCUUGAAUCUCUCAUCUCACCAACCCUUUUAUUCAACUCAAACUAUUCAUUCUCCACAUUCGUGUCUACAUAUUCAUCCUAAAAAACCCCAUUGCUUGUGUGUAUAUAUAUAUUGGUAGUAGUUGUAGCUAUAAUAUUGCAAUGAUACACAGAAAGAGUGCAUGUUUCUAGGAGCUUGCUCUCUUUUUUGCUAAUAUGGCCACAUUUAAUCCCACAAAAUCUACACAUUUGUCAAAAUUUUCGAAUACCCAAUCGAGAUUAGUGAGUUUUAGGAAAACCCAUGUGGGAUUUGACAACAAUUUUCAAAGAAAGUUGGGAAAUUUAGUGUCUUUUGAUGGGAUUAAGAGGAGGAUUGGUGGCAAUGAUGGUGAUUAUGUUUUGAAGAAGAAUGAUGGGAAGAAACAGAGAGGGGUGGGGGUGAAGUGCACAGCUGAGGGGAUAGAGAGGGGAAUAUUGGUAGGUGGGAGAGGAGAGAAAGGUAAAUUUGUGAUACCAGAGAGAUUGAAGGUGGUGGGAUUGAUGGCAUGUGUUAUGAGUUUGUGUAAUGCAGAUAGGGUUGUUAUGUCUGUUGCUAUUGUUCCUUUGGCUGCUCAGCAUGGCUGGAGCAGCUCUUUCUUGGGUAUUGUUCAGUCAUCAUUUCUUUGGGGAUACAUCUUUUCGUCAGUGAUAGGAGGAGCCUUGGUAGACAAAUAUGGAGGCAAGAAAGUGAUUUCUUGGGGGGCGGCAUUGUGGUCUUUGGCAACUCUACUUACGCCAUGGGCUGCAAAUCACUCAACAACCAGCCUCUUAGUCAUCCGGGCUUUCUUCGGAUUGGCUGAAGGAGUAGCUUUACCAUCAAUGAACACCCUGUUAUCAAGGUGGUUUCCAAGUCACGAAAGAGCAACUGCUGUUGGUAUAUCCAUGGGUGGUUUUCAUCUUGGAAAUGUCAUAGGCUUAUUGCUAACACCACUAGCAAUGUCAACCGUAGGAUUAUCUGGCCCUUUCAUCCUCUUCUCAUCUCUGGGACUGCUAUGGUUAACUAUCUGGGCCUUCCGUGUGACAAAUGAUCCGCAAGAAAGCAAUUCUAUUAGCGUAUCAGAACUACGAUUGAUCCAAGCUGGCAAAUCUGAUACCCCUCUUGACAAGAGCAGCGUACCUCCUAUAGGCCUUUUAUUAUCUAAAAUGCCCACCUGGGCUAUCAUUUUUGCAAACAUCACUAACAACUGGGGAUACUUUGUUCUUCUUUCAUGGAUGCCAGUGUAUUUUAAAACUGUUUUCAAUGUGAACUUGAAGCAAGCAGCGUGGUUUAGUGCUGUCCCAUGGGGAACAAUGGCAAUUUCAGGAUACAUAGCUGGAGCAAUGUCAGAUUCUUUGAUUAAAUCAGGAAAAUCAAUAACUUUCACAAGGAAAGUUAUGCAGUCUAUUGGCUUUAUUGGUCCUGGAAUAGCAUUACUAGGUUUGAACUUUGCUAAGACACCAGUGGUUGCAUCCAUAUUGAUGACUAUCGCCCUAAGCCUGAGUUCUUUUAGCCAAGCAGGCUUUCUGUUAAAUAUGCAGGAUAUUGCACCCCAGUAUGCGGGACUUCUACAUGGGAUAUCAAACUCAGCUGGGACAUUGGCAGCUAUAGUCAGUACCAUUGGAACAGGUUACUUCGUACAAUGGCUCGGAUCUUUUCAAGCAUUCCUUAGUGUCACAGCGUGCCUGUAUUUUGCUACAGCCAUCUUCUGGAAUCUCUAUGCUACUGGAGAGCGUGUUUUUUAGAGUCAAGAAUAUAUAUCAGAAAAUACCGAACAACUCGUAUCCCUUCAAAAAGAAGUAAAUUGCUUCGAAAACUGUAAGACGAUAAAGAUGUCACCAUCUUCAGGUUGUCUCUAGGCAAGUCUCGAGAUAGAAAUUACAUAUACAGAGUAUAUUUAUUUAAGGAGAAUAUUGAAUUUAUUAUUUAAAGGUUUAAAGUCAAUGCAUGUAGCUUGUGCAGUUCCAUGUACAUUUUGUCUUGUAAUCCAUUUAUACCUUUUAAGCAUUCUUCCCGUGUUACAACAUUAGUCCAUUUUCUAUAAAUAUUAUUUUUGAUUA